CUUAAAGUGAAGGAGUGGUGGCCACUUUCACUCAUACACGUCUAGUCAGCAGAAGUUUUCAAGUCCAUUACUAGUUUCGGUGUUUUUAGCGGCUGCCAAGAUGAAAACGUUAUCGUUGGUAUUUCUUACCUAUGUAUUUUUUUACUGUUCGCUUAUAAUACUGGAAGAAACCAACCCCACGGCCGCACAGCAACCAGCGUUCGAAUUACCAGUGGAGCUCGUCGGAUUCCCAGUGAUAAUAAUAGCGGUUAGAUUGUCCAAUUUUGUGAAAAAGUUGGCCUAUUCCCUAAACCCGAAAACCUAUUCCGGUCGCGCUCGAAGGGCAAUCACAUCUCAGGACGACAUGAUCGAUAUGAUUGAAGCCGAGAAAAGAUUAGUUUUAGAACUCGGAGAAACUGUCUGCAUUUACCCAAAAGUUUGUUUACAUCACGCAGACAAGGCUAGUAAGAGCAAAGGCAGGCGAGAAAUGGUCGUCGAUUGGGACGAGAUCUUCAGCAACUACAAAGUGACCAAAGAGAAACAGAAGGAAUUCUACUUGUUGAGUGUGUUUCUAGGCGACUUUAUUGCAUCACCCCGUUUUUGCAAUCAGUUAGCCAAAAGAGGGCGUGUUUGCUCCGACUGAUUGAUUAUUCGUGAAGCUGCUCAGCUUCAUUAAUUUGAAAGAAAAAACGUUGUGUCAAAGUGCGUCUGAAACGGUGUCAAGUGUAUUAUUUAACUGUACAUAAUUUAUUAAUUGUCGUUUCUUCAUUAGUCUAAAGUUGUAUUUUUAUACCAUUUUCAAUAAACGUUUUU
Molecule: messenger RNA, 792 nt
Organism: Zophobas morio
Lineage: Eukaryota; Metazoa; Arthropoda; Insecta; Coleoptera; Tenebrionidae
Exons: 3
Coding region: 101-622 (173 amino acids)
Source: RefSeq, a predicted model, not a curated record